AUGGCGACUUUAGCCACGAUCGACGAGUCCGCCCUUUCUGACGCGUAUAUGUCGUCCAAUCCAUCUCCAGCGCCUCCUACCGACGAAGACGACCAAGAAGAGUUUGUUUAUCCAACAGACGACAACGAGAACCAAGAAGAAUUCGUUUAUCCAGCAGAGGACCACACCCACACACUUCCAGCAGCUCCUCCCACCCAACAUCCUUCCCCUGCCCAACUCGAAUCUCUCUACGCUGCGGCUUCCUCAGGAGACCUCGUACUUCUGAAACGUCUUUUCCGUAAUGCUCUUGACGGUGGCAAUGUAGAGUCGUUUAGUCUCUCAAAUGACGCUUCGACGCGUACAGGUCUCACUGCGCUCCAUGCCGCCUCGAGUCGUGGGUAUCUCGACAUAGUGACUUGGUUGGUCAAUGAUUGUGGUGCAAUGCCUGACCUGGAAGAUAAGGAGGGCGAGACUGCCCUACACAAAGCAGCCCUCAAUGGCCACCUGCACAUCAUCAAAUAUCUUCUCCCUGACAGAGCCGAUGUCAGGGCGCGGGACGCGGAUGGCUGGACCGCGCUUCACAAUGCAUGCUCCAAGGGCUAUCUUGACAUUGUUCGGUGGCUUUGUGAAAAUGGAGGUGCUUCGUCUGAACAUCAUGGCGUCCGAGGUGUCGAUGUGCGGAGUAAAGGAGGAUGGACACCUCUGAUGAAUGCAGCCUCCAAAGGGCAUCUACCAGUGGUUCUAUAUCUUUUGAACAAACAAGCCGCAAACCCACUCGUGCGGAACAAUUGGGGCGAAACAGCAUUUGACGCUGCCGCCGCUGUCUUCGAGGUUUGGAUAUGUGAAGUGCUUCAAAAGGCUGAAGCUGAACGCUGGCGUGGAACCACUGGAUCCUACAACCCACUUUCAGUUCACACUACUGUCCCCCUUAUCCUCUACGAACACCAACGCCUUGACCAUCGGCUCAAGACACUUGCCGUUUCUGGUGGUCGACCCAAGUUUUCUGCAUCAGGGUUAGGUCGACAGGGACGACCCGCACCAUUUCAACUCAAACUUCCGAAACCUGAUGAGGACACCGGUGUCCGGGAAAUCGCAGCGUGGCGUAGUGAUGUACAACUACCCACACGAAAUGACCCAUGGAAUCUCCCCAAACCUGGUCCCAGCGAUCGUCAGUCAGCGGAUACUAUCGAGAGGAGUCAUUUCUGGUUAUCUGACUGGACUCUGGAUGUAACGCCGCCCGGUGUUGAUGCAGAGGAAGGAUGGCAAUAUGCUCAUCAGUUCAGUGAUGCAGACGACCAAUGGACAGCAAGCAAGCCUCCGCAGCUCGAACGUGCUCUGGCGGGAACUGGUGUUGUAGCAUCAGGCCUUGGAGGGUCAUCCUCCAGGCGGAGUGCUGGCUCUUCUUCUUCUUCUCACGCUCGGGCGCCUUUGACAUGGGUGCGUCGUCGUCGAUGGGUCCGAGUGCUGCGUCGAAGACUUGACAUUCCACCAUUACCAUUUCUUGAACCUGACGGCGCAAUGUAUCAUCUGGACGAGGAAGGGUCCUUGAUUCCUUUUGUUGAUGAUGCAUUCAGUGACGGUGAUGGUCGGGAAAUGGACUCGGUUCGGGCCAUACGUAUGUUCACGCCAACCCAAGAUUAUGUUGCCCGCGCCAGGUAUCUCGUCGGUACCCAACCCGACCCAAACCCUGAUUCAAGCAUCGAGGCAAGACGUGCGAUCGCAAAACUUGAGCGGGCCACAACUGAACUGAGAACGGGCAUGCUAAGUGAUCAAGAUGCAGAAAGAAAACUACAAGCGGAGGUUCUGCUGAAUGCAUACAGUCGAGACCUUGAGCGUCGCCGAGUAGCUGCGACCGCCCGAGGGUUGGUGCUAUCUGAGACAGCUGACAUUGAACUCGAUGACGACGAGAGUGGUUCCGAUGACGAGUUUCAUUAUCCUGGCGCGACGGAGACAGUCCGACCAGGUUCAAGAACAUCCAGCUUAGUCACGGAUCAUUUUAGUCGGCCAGCAAUGUCAAGAGCACCCACUGACUUGACGCCGCAGCUUUCUCAAGCACCAGACUUUCGUGUGCCUACACAUGAAGCGCCACAAAAGGUACUCACUCCUGGCUGGUCGCCUCAUCAGAUGCACCCGACUUGGGAACGUGAUGAUGCGGCACAGCAAUGUCGAGACUGUCAACGUCGAUUUUCUUUCCUUCUUCGCCGAGUUCUCCCGCAGCACCACUGUCGGAAAUGUGGGCGUAUAUUCUGUGACCGCUGCUCGAUGUAUCGGGCACUACUUGAUCCCAGCGACAUUGUUCAGGACCCUGCCUUCCCAGAAACCGGCGCCUCGGCCAGUUCACAACGAGUUUGCUCAUCAUGCCAUGAUGAAGUGAACGCCAGCGUGCCGAGCAGACUUUAUGGGCUACGGGCCACAUCAAUGGAACGUAUAGAAGUGGAUCAAGAAAGAUUAUCCAUCCCCGGUCGCAACCUUUCUCGUCGCCAGUCCAGCUCACAAUUAAGCGACCUGGCCGAAUGUCCUGUUUGCAAUCGAAACUUGGAACAAGUGGGAGAUGCCGCUGCGCAAGAGUCGCACGUCAGAUCUUGUCUGGAAGGUGGCUCGGGGCCAGCUUCACACGCACCAAAAUACCUCGUCUACCGACUUCCAGCAGAGAGCACGUUGAUUGGAGUAGAAUGCGUCAUCUGUUUGGAAGAAUUCGUCCAAGGUUCAUCGGUCGCGCGACUAAGUUGCCUUUGCUCGUUCCACAACACAUGUUUAACGUCUUGGUUACAACGCGGCAAGAGCUGCCCCAUCCAUGCCCGCUGA
Messenger RNA from Mycena indigotica, 2784 nucleotides. Its product is annotated as Ankyrin unc44. The coding region runs from base 1 to 2784 and encodes 927 amino acids. Gene Ontology annotation, molecular function: metal ion binding; protein binding. The record is from RefSeq and is a predicted model, not a curated record. Lineage: Eukaryota; Fungi; Basidiomycota; Agaricomycetes; Agaricales; Mycenaceae. The transcript has 15 exons.